This is a messenger RNA of Sclerotinia borealis F-4128, 2970 nucleotides long. The record is from the annotation of a GenBank genome assembly. Lineage: Eukaryota; Fungi; Ascomycota; Leotiomycetes; Helotiales; Sclerotiniaceae.
AUGGCAGACUUCGCUGUCAAACUUGAGGCUGGGCCAUCACCUCCGCCCCGGGACAGUCCACUCUGCGUGAGCGAUGAUAAGGAUCAAGUACCACGCAGUCCAUCCCCAUGUGUCGCUGACUCUCCCAAGCGCAGUCUCUCGCCAUCGCCUGCGCCGUCAUGCUCCGACGAGACUUCCAGCCAUACUAUUCCAACAUGGCAGCGAUGUGGACACCUCGAUCUGCUGAAGCAAAUUGAGAUCAAAGAAGAAGCUGUUCGCAACGGUAUAAUUGGUCUCAAAGACAUAGAGGCUGCUCUUCGGCAUCAUGCAGGCGAAGUUUGGAGCUCCAGCAAGUGGCUCGAGCGUAUUGCAACGAUUCGGGCAGCCAAGAAAGAGUGCCGAGUUCUGAUCGGUUUUCUCGGAGUUACUGGUGCGGGGAAAUCCACUCUCAUCAAUGCUGUUCUCGGAUACGAGGAUCUCUUACCGGCUGAUGAUGAAAAGGCCUGUACCGCCGUCAUCUGUGAAAUCUCAUGGAAUCCUAGAGAUGAUCCAGCUGCUACUUUUGUAGCUAUCAUUGAUCGUAUCAAUAGGGAGGACUGGGUGUCCGAGUUGGAAAAGCUUUUCCGGGACAUUGCCGAUAAAAAUUCCAACAAGGAUGGAGACGAUGAAGAGCCAGAUCUCGAGCGAGAUGAGCGGAUCAAAUCUGCUUUUGGCAAAGUCAAGUGUGUCUACCCCUCCAUUAAAAGCGUUGAGGCAUUGCAGCGUCAAACUAUUACGUCUCUCAUGAGCCAUUGCAGUGUCCGAGAUAUUCUGGGCCAGAGCAACACCAUAAAGAGCAAUAAUCUCCAAGACUUUGCUGAUGCUAUCAAGCCUUACAUUGAUAGCAGCAAUUCUAAAGAGGAUGGCGGUACCUAUUCAUUUGCCCAGUUGCCUCUCGUUAAGCUUGUUCGUCUCCAAAUCAAGGCCGAGGUUCUCAAAACUGGCAUUGUUCUCGUCGAUCUUCCAGGUUCAAUGGACACUAACGCAGCCCGUGGAGCCCUUGCCGCAACUUAUACCAAAAACUUGACAGUCAGCUGUGUCGUUUCGCCAACCAGCAGAGCUGCUUCGGAUAAGCCAGCUCAAGAUCUACUUGGAUCCAUUACAAAGCGAUACUUGCAGUUGGAGGACCACUUCUCAAGUGAUCAUCUAUGCUUCAUUGUUACCAAGACUGAUUCAUCUAUCCAUGUGUCCCGAUACAUUAGGACGCAUCCAGAAGUCGACAAAGGCCUUACGGAAAUUUAUUUGAAAGAGGCUAAAAUCCAAGAUGAUUUGGCAUGUAUGCAGAAGUCGAAUUUGAACCGAGAGCAACGAUUAUUGAAAGAUAAGCAAACACUGCUUGAGCUCAAAGAAGAGAUGAAGCAGCUCGAAACAAUCCCUACUUCGUCUGCCCCAACGCCAGGGUAUAAAAAUGACAAGAAGACUUAUUCUCGUCUCCAGAAGCAAUCCCAGGACACUCUGAACGCGAUAAAUUUUGAUGAAAGUAAGCUUGGUAAAGCUUAUCAGAAACUUAAUACACUAGAACAGAUUGAGCGGACCUUUUAUUCAAGAAAGAUGCAAGCAUGCAUCCGGAAUCGAAAUGCGGUUUCGACCACGGCGCUACGAGAUGACUUCGAGUCUCCCUUGCAAGUAUUUUGCAUCUCAGCUUUGGCGCAUUUUGACCACACAGAAAGAGGUAGCCAGAUGGAUGGAUUUUUUAAGCUUCGUGAUGCUGGAGUUCUAGCCUUGCGAGCAUGGCUGAUCGAUGCUACACUGGGUAAUCGCAGCUGUAAUGCUGAAUCAUUCUUAGCGGACAUCGAGUGUCUAGAAACUACGCUGCACCUAUGGGCUGCUGAUACCACUGUUGAAUACAAGCUACCUGCUACGCAGAAAGAGGAAAUCGAAAAUGCCUUUGAUGAACAAGUAGAAGUAUUAGGCAAGAUUGAGAAGUAUUUUGAAAAUGGUAUCUUCAAACAUAUGCCAUUGGCAGAGAAGAAAGCCGUUGAGAAGGGUGAGAUUGCGGUUAGAAGUUGGGCCCAGAGACCGAUGGGAUGGGCCACACAUCGAGCUUGCAACCGUAACAAUGGGAAUUGGAAGAGCUACAACGACACCGUUCAUCACUGGAAUGAUGAUCUAGGUGGCUUGUAUCUUGAUGACUACAUGAUCAGGCACUGGCGCAAGACUGUGCACACCACUCUGCCAGAAUAUCACCAAAAAUACAACACCUCUUUCGGUUUAGUCCUCUUCAAUUUUGUUCAUGGCGUUGUCACGGCAGCGACAACUAUCUGCCCCCAAGUUGCUGAGCCUUUAGGCCUUUGGAAGCAGAGCAUAAUGAAAGGUGCCAAACCACUCCAGGAUAAAGCUGAGGAAAUAUUCCAGGAAAGAAUCAAAGCCACAGCCACAGAGGCCCACGGACUCAUCGUACCUAAGAUCAAAGACAUUUGGCUACCAAUCUACGAGCAAUGCGGUGAAGAACAUGGCAAGGGUCACUUUAAGCGCAACAUCGAGACCCACGUAAAAUUCAUUCAGAAGAACGGUCGACCCAUGUACAAGAAGUGUUCCAAGGCAAUCCGUGGAGCUUUCAAAAAGCUCUGCACUAACUUGCCAGUAGAAUUCUCCAAGAGUACAGACACGGCAACCGCCAAGAUCAAGGAGGAAUUCAGUAUGAUGAUGGAUAACCAUACCAUUAAAGACACUACUUCUGCUGGAGGCGGAGGCGGUGUCUGUCCAUCCAAAGUCAAGUUGCGCGAUGCACUCACAUUGAUCUUCGCCAAUCUGCACGUCGCCUGGGGUGAAGAGAUCGAAGGGGUGGUCGAGGAAGAAGAAGAGGAGCCUGAGGAUGAAGAUAUCGACAUUUCCGAAUUCAAGGGCGAAGAGGACAUACAACAAGAAGAUGCAAAAUUUGUCCUCUCCGACUUCAGUGACGACGAUAAUAACGACGAUGCAAAGGACGGCGACUACGUUCCAGGAGCUUAG